This is a messenger RNA of Onychostoma macrolepis, 1774 nucleotides long. RefSeq lists its product as uncharacterized. The coding region runs from base 221 to 1774 and encodes 517 amino acids. Gene Ontology annotation, molecular function: DNA binding. The transcript has 3 exons. The record is from RefSeq and is a predicted model, not a curated record. NCBI's taxonomy places the organism in Eukaryota, Metazoa, Chordata, Actinopteri, Cypriniformes, Cyprinidae.
UGUACUCCACUACAUUAUUAAAAUGCGUGUCGUUACAUCCUUCCGAAUCUCUUGCAUACACAUUUUUUGGUCGACUGACGUUUUGGCGUUGCUGGCCAAUGCACGUUGAAACAGAUCGGAGAUCUGAUUGGUCAAAGAACUCACGCGCUCAGCGCGCGUUUUGAAACAACACAAGCGGAAGUGUGUACAUCGAAGGACACGGUGGACACCAAUAUCAAACAUGGACGAAGAGCCAACAACGUCGACGGAGCUUGAGCCUGUGCCCUGCAGCUCUGAUUCUGAGAGACAUCCCUGGCCUUAUUUAAGCAAGUUAUUUGAAUUUAAAGGUUCAAAGAAUGACUCCUGGCGUUUUCAAUGUGUCAAGUGCCUACCUCAACGCAAAGAACUGUUGGCGUUUAAAAACUCCCCUUCAAAUUUGAAGAAACAUAUAGAGAGAAAGCACAGACCACUUCUGAAGGAGUACUUGGCAGCAACUUCUUCUAAAAAGAAGGGGACAUUGUUUGCUGAUGGAGGUUCUUCAAUAAAGCAGCGAAAACUUGAGGACAUCAAAGCAUCUCAGAAGACCAUAGACCUUGCCGUGGUUAACUUUAUUGUCCAGGGUUUGCACCCUUUUGGAGUAGUAGAACAGACUGGGUUUGUUGAUUUAAUACAUUGUACUCAACCUGAUUACACAGUCAUGUCACGUACAACAUUGAGAGAGAGAAUUGAUAAGUGCACAAAGCAAAUGAAAGAAAAAUUGAAGAAUGCAGUGCAGACUGUUAAGUAUAUCGCCACGACUACAGACUGUUGGACCGCUCAUAGGCAAAGUUUUAUUGGGGCUACUGCCCACUGGAUAGAGCCAGAUACCCUAGAAAGAAAGUCUGUGGCUCUGGCUUGUAAAAGGCUGAAAGGGACACAUUCUUAUGAUGUGUUAGCCAGUGCGCUUAAUGAUAUUCAUAGUGAGUAUAACAUCCGUGAAAAAAUUGUUAGGACCACAACAGAUAAUGCCUCAAACUUUAUUAAGGCCUUCCGAGUUUAUGCAUGUGAAGAUGAAGGAAGUUCAACUAAAGAUGAGAGUAAAGGUGUGAAUGACAGUGAAGAGGAGGAUGCAGAAGAGGAGACAGAGGGUGUUGAAGUGGAAGCUUUGAUGGAGGAAGAAGAUGAGUGUUCUGAAUAUCAGCUUCCAAAGCAUCACCGUUGUGCCUGUCAUAUUCUGAAUUUGAUCUCAACCGUAGAUGCUAGAAAAGCUGAAUCAAAUGCUAUGUACAAGAAGAUAUCUCGUGCAGCAUUUGCCAAGUGCUCAGCUCUUUGGAAUAAGAGUUCCCGGUCAUCUACAGCUGCAGAGGUUAUUGAGAGGGAGUGCAAGCUGCAAUUGAUCCGUCCAGUUGAGACCAGGUGGAACUCUCUCUUCCUUGCAGUUGAGCGAAUACUGAGGAUAAUUAGGGAAAGUGGAGAAGGAGCAGUCAGAGCAGUGACCAUUGCACUUAACGUCCCAAUGUUCAGCCCUGCAGAACUUGCUUUCUUGUCUGACUAUGCAUCAACCAUGAGCCCAGUCUCUAAGGCACUCAACAUAUUGCAGGGAGAGGUGGAUGUCCACAUGGGAUGGCUGGUACCCACUAUAACGCUCCUAACUGUGAAGCUGGACCGCCUCCAAACUUCAUCCAAGUUCUGCCAGCCACUGAUCUCUGCUCUUCAGGAAGGAAUACAGCAGCGGUUUGGAAAAAUGAUGAAUGACCCAGAACUCAUAUCUGCUGCAAUUUUACUUCCUAAGUUCCACAUCAUGGACAAGCAAUAA